This is a messenger RNA of Photinus pyralis (common eastern firefly), 978 nucleotides long. Its product is annotated as GTP-binding protein RHO1-like. The coding region runs from base 389 to 943 and encodes 184 amino acids. The record is from RefSeq and is a predicted model, not a curated record. The transcript is spliced from 4 exons. Gene Ontology annotation, molecular function: GTP binding; GTPase activity. Gene Ontology annotation, biological process: small GTPase-mediated signal transduction. NCBI's taxonomy places the organism in Eukaryota, Metazoa, Arthropoda, Insecta, Coleoptera, Lampyridae.
UAUUUUUAUUUAUUUGAUCGAUUAUAUUAAAAAAAACUACAAGCAACCCUGAAAUUGGCAAGAAUAAGUAAAAUUCCACCCCGUUUCAAAAAUUCGCUCAUAUUUACGUAGCAUUAUUCGAUUGCGGGGGUUGUAAACCUUGUUGUGAGUCAAAUAUUUCUAUGUCCCUGAUCGAUUAUAUUAAAAAGAUAUACAAGCAACCCUUAAAUUGAAAAUGUUUCGGCCCUCUCUACUGCACAGUUGUUUUUGGACGCUGUAUAAUCGCCAAUUAAUAAGCGACUUACUGGACAAUCACGUAAAGAGGAAGGCAACUGAUGUGUUUAUCUAAAACUAGACUAUAAAUUGCGAAGACCUUCAGUGCAGAAUCUCUUUGUUGUUUUGCUUUCACAUGAUGAAACAAUCAAAAAACUUACUCAAAAUUGUUGUAGUUGGUGAUAACAAAGUGGGAAAAACUACAUUAAUCAGAUGGAAAACAAGUGGUUCCUACCAAGAUUUAACUGGUCCAAGCGAAGUAUUUUAUCCCACUUCAUUUAGUGUUGAUAGCAAAUUAUCGCUAGCUGGCUUUAUCACUGAUUGUCCCAGCGGAAGUGAUUAUACGACAAUCAGGUCGUGUUUGUAUAAAAAUGCCAAGGUGAUCUUAGUAUGCUACUCCGUCGACGAUGAGCUCUCCUUUUUUCACGUGGUGCGCAAGUGGGUCCCAGAAAUUACUAAGCACCAAUCCCGAAUUCCAUUUAUUUUAGUGGGUACGAAGAGUGACUUAGUGGCGAAAAUAUCGACAAACGAAGGCAAGCAGUUGGCUGAGAAAUUACAUGCGGCUGCGUUUCUGGAGUGCUCUUCCAAAGACGGAACCGGAAUAAAGGAAGUUUUCACAACAGCUCUUAAUAUUUAUACUCGAUCUUUUGCAUAUAAGCGUAGAAAUAAGAGACCAUGUAAUAUUAUGUGAUUGCGACAAUAUAAUCUAAUCAGAUUUAUGAGUAA